Messenger RNA from Pelodiscus sinensis (Chinese soft-shelled turtle), 663 nucleotides. Lineage: Eukaryota; Metazoa; Chordata; Testudines; Trionychidae. The record is from RefSeq and is a predicted model, not a curated record.
AUGCCCACAACUGUGCUGAGGGCCCCAUGUACAAAGAUACAGGCUGUGCUCCCAAGGGUACCAGUCGUACAGUCCAAGGCCCUGAUCCUGCAGGUUCCUAGGCCAGCUAAGGAGCUUACGGAGGGAGGGCAGCGCGCUGGAGAAGUCAGUGACCUUGCCCAACAAGAGACAGCCCUGGCAGCGUGCACCGAGCUCUAUAGUAACCAGCCCAGGGACAGUCACCAACAAGCCAGCAAGCCUCUGAGCAACCAAACCGGAUCAGAGCGAUCGCUGCAGGAGGACUUCACACACACCACUCACACAAGGAGGAAAUUCGGGUUCAUCAGAGCGGUGCCCGGUGCAAACACAACACACAAAAGAAGCCCCCAGGCUACUGCCUCAAUCGCCCUUGCGUUCACUCCAAGGAUUUUACCCAAGGUGCGGUGCGGCUGUGAUUGUGCAGAUUCCAGUCACACAGACCGCGGGGACAGGAGCCCCUUGGUCGGCCAGUCCCCGGACAGAGACGGCUCCCAGACUCACUCACACACCACAGGGAAGAUGGAUGGACACAGAGACAAGACAGUCCUCAGUCCGGACCAAAUACCAGAGGGGACAGCACGGCUGGCAGAGGGGGGAGCUGAGCUCUGUUACUCCUCGGGCAGUGUUGGCGCAGCUGUUUGCUAA